Lathyrus oleraceus (garden pea) is the source of this 1840-nucleotide messenger RNA. Its product is annotated as anthocyanidin 3-O-glucosyltransferase 2. NCBI's taxonomy places the organism in Eukaryota, Viridiplantae, Streptophyta, Magnoliopsida, Fabales, Fabaceae. The transcript has a single exon. The record is from RefSeq and is a predicted model, not a curated record. Gene Ontology annotation, molecular function: UDP-glucosyltransferase activity. Bases 244 to 1683 code for a protein of 479 amino acids.
UAUGUAUGGCCACAACCAAACCACGUUUUAAGAAUUAUUAUUGAAUCCUUCCGACAAGAUGAGAACGGUUCAAUAUUAAAAUCCUUGUUCACCACCACAUAAAUUUUCACGUUCAAACUCACCACACUUUCAUUAUCCUAUAUACCAACAGCUAGUAAAGCCAAGAUUCCUCUAACUUAAGGCAUCUUUGGAAUCACACUAUAUAGUCACAGUUUCACACCGUCACUCAGAAAGAAAAAGAAGAUGAAAAAAGCACAAGUGGUGUUUAUCCCUUUUCCUGGCGUGAGUCAUUUAGUUUCCACUCUCGAGUUCGCCAAGCUUCUAAUCAACCGCGAUAACCGUCUCCAUAUAACCGUCUUGAUUAUCAAAUUCCCACACACAACAGAAACCGAUAUCUACACUAAAUCCCUUCCUUUCUCCAAUUCUCUCAAUGUCAUCAACCUUCCAGAAUGCUCUCUCCCCCCUAAUUCCAACCCAGGUUCCGCCAUGACAGCUCUCCUUGAAGCUCAGAAACCAAACGUCAAACAAGCCGUAUCUAACCUCACUACUGGAGAAGGACAGCAUGGACACCUUGCUGCCUUCGUUGUUGAUAUGUUCUGCACCACCAUGACUGACGUUGCCAAAGAGUUUUCUGUCCCUACCCUCGUUUUCUUCACUUCUAGUGUUGCUUUCCUUGGUUUGAGUCUUCAUCUUCACACUAUCCGUGAACGAGACAACGUAGAUUCAACUCAGUUGCUGCAACUCACCGAGUUGGCCGUCCCGAGUUUUGCUAACUUGGUUCCAACAAAAUCUUUGCCUAGUUCUGUGGUACUCAAGAAAUGGGAGUCAUUUAUGAUGGCCUACUGGAACGGGCUAAAAAAUGCCGAUGGCAUUAUAGUAAAUUCAUUUGAAGAGCUAGAAUCCCAUGCGGUUGAUUCGUUUGUAUCCGAUCCCGGUCUAGCUGGUAUAACACUAUAUCCAGUGGGACCCAUACUAAAUUUGGAGCACAAAACCAAAGACAUGGAUGAAUCUCAUGACAUAAUCAAGUGGCUUGAUGUCCAACCUCCUUCCUCGGUAGUUUUCCUCUGUUUUGGAAGUAAGGGUACUUUCGACGAGGAUCAGAUUAAAGAGAUUGCUUUUGCAAUUGAGAAUAGUGGAGUCCGUUUUAUAUGGUCUCUUCGAAAACCUCCCCUAAAAGGUACGAUGGAUGCGCCUUCUGAAUACUCUCUUUCUGAUUUAGGUUUGAUUUUACCUAAAGGUUUUUUAGAUCGAACAGUAGAGAUUGGAAGGGUCGUUGGAUGGGCCCCACAAGUUCAAAUAUUAGCCCAUCCAGCAAUAGGAGGAUUUGUAUCCCAUUGUGGUUGGAAUUCAACACUCGAGAGCAUUUAUUUUGGUGUGCCUAUUGCUACAUGGCCUAUUUUCGCAGAACAACAGAUUAAUGCUUUUGAAUUGGUGUGUGAGUUGAAGAUGAGUGUGGAGAUUGCAUUGGAUUAUAAUGUGGACUUUGGUGGUGAGCCUAACUAUUUUAUAACUGCUGACAAAAUUGAGAAAGGAAUAAAGAGUGUGUUGGAUAAGGAUGGAGAGGUAAGAAAGAAAGUGAAAAUGAUGAGUGAAAAUAGUAGAAAGACUUUGUUAGAAGGAGGGUCUUCUUAUACUUAUUUGGGACGUUUAAUUGAUUAUAUUGUGAAUCAAACAUCAAAUUGAAGUAUUUUAAUAUCCAUUUACAUAAAUGCAAUAGGAAAUUGGUUUAGGUUUCAACUUUUAUAAUGUUUGAUUUCUAGAUUUGGAAUUUUUCUAUUUUCAAUUACAUUAAUUUUCUUGGCUACGUUUCAAGUAAGAUUGAUAUUUUUAUACUCAGUUA